Molecule: messenger RNA, 1649 nt
Organism: Pseudopodoces humilis (Tibetan ground-tit)
Lineage: Eukaryota; Metazoa; Chordata; Aves; Passeriformes; Paridae
Gene: MISO1
Product: mitochondrial inner membrane subdomain organizer 1
Source: RefSeq, a predicted model, not a curated record
AUGCCGGAGCGGGGCGGCGGCGGCUCCGAGCGCGCCGCGCUGGCCCUGGCCCGGCUCUCCGAGUGGGCGGACGCGCACCUGGGGCUGCUGCGGGGCCUGAUCGCCGGCGCGGCCGUGGCCGGGGUGCUGCUGCUGGCGCGGAGCCUCCGCGUGACAACAAAGUUCACAAGUCCUUUGGAUAUACCUGUGGAGUUCAUAGAAAAGAAUGUGAAAUUGAGAGGGAAAUUACAUCACAUCACAGAGAAGGGCCUGGAAGUUGAGCAUGUUCCCAUCAGCAUUCCUUUCAUCUCAACCAUCCAGAGAAAAUGUGGCAAACUGGGGAAUAAAAGGCAUGAGGAGACCUGCACAGAGGGGCAGUCGGAGAGGCUCCUGCUGAUCCGCCUGGCCGGGGUGGAGCUGGCUCCAGGUGGCACAGCCUGGCUGCAGCGGGAGCUGCUCCCCAAACAGCCCCUGUGGUUCCAGCUGCUGGGGAGGGACAGCUCGGCCCUGGAGUGCCUCGUUCUAGUCCAUAAGGGUGGAUUUCUCAGCAUGUGCUUGAACGAAGAGCUCUUGAGGCAAGGGCUGGCCAGAGCAGCCCGGAUUGAGGGGCUGCCUCACCACUCCCACCUCUACUGGAAACUGCACAAACGGCUCCUCCGGGCUGAGUUAAAGGCUGUGAAGAAAAAUAAAGGCAUAUGGAAAGACCAAAACUACUCUGAAAGAGUCCAGGAGCGCAUAAGCAGCAAUAAAUUCCUGCAGAGGCUGAAACAGUUUGUGAGCUGGGUUAGAAGCUCUACUGAGAGGUGAAAAGGUGGGGAAUGCAGUUCCCCAGCUUGUGGGAUUUGUGUAUGUUAUGUAUGUAUGCUAUGUUGGUGUUCACAAACAGUGCUGUGAUGUUGAGGGUCCCUGUCUCAAACACAAACCCCACAGUUAAUGGGUUACACAGAUUAUAAACCCCCAGUUUGUGGUUAUUUAGAAUGUAUCCCAUAUCACAACCCACAUGGGAUGGAAGUUCAGUAGCAGCAUGCAGGCCACAAUGAAAAUGUUCUGAUGCCAGACCUCCACAGUAAUGUCCAGAAUUAGUUGUCCAGUUUCCCACCUGCUAAACUCCUCCAAGCUGUGCUGCCCAGUGCAGGUUUGAGGGGCAGAGACCUCUCACACCUCUAUAAUGUGCCAUUGCUGCCAAGCCCACACUGGACAGAAACCCCAUGUCAGGCCUUUAAAAAGCUCGUGGGAUGGGUUUAAACACAACCUUUUUGUUUGAAUUCUGUUCUUACACUACUUUUUUGGUGUAAUUUGUGGUUUAAAACUCGUUCAUCUUGAAUAACGGGUUGCAUUGUUAGUGAUAUAAAAGGUGAUUUGUUUUGGCUGAUCUUAAAAAGCUGAUAAGGUUGUAAUAACUAAAGUUCCUCAGGGGAAAAAAAUCACUUGGUGUAUCAAAGAAUAUAAUGUCAGGAAUCCAAAUUUGUCAAGGAUAUCUUUCAUUUAAAGAGGAAAAACCCGUGUUGUUUCUUUCUGAUGGUUCUGUAAGUAUCUAAGAUUAGAUUAAUAUAAAACUUUAACAUGAAAUUUGACAAGGAGAAUCAGACUGUUCUAAGAACUUGGAUUUUUGCUUUAUUUUUGAUACACAUGUGAAGUAUAUGAGUAUUACUUUUUAUGUUGUAAAUAUU